Messenger RNA from Penicillium coprophilum, 1467 nucleotides. Its product is annotated as mitochondrial distribution and morphology protein 10. The transcript has 2 exons. Gene Ontology annotation, cellular component: SAM complex; ERMES complex. Lineage: Eukaryota; Fungi; Ascomycota; Eurotiomycetes; Eurotiales; Aspergillaceae. The record is from RefSeq and is a predicted model, not a curated record. The coding region runs from base 1 to 1467 and encodes 488 amino acids. Gene Ontology annotation, biological process: phospholipid transport; mitochondrial outer membrane translocase complex assembly; establishment of mitochondrion localization.
AUGCUGGACUUUAUGGACUACAUCCAGCUAUCCUUCGCCGAGGCGACCCACUGGAAUCGCGACAACUCGUACUCGUCACUCAACACCACCGCUCAAUCGAUUCUCGAUUUCUCGACCCCGGAACGAUUGCGCGUUCACCUUUCGUCGCUGGCAACUCCCCAUUUUGCAACCAGUUAUACACUCGGGACUGUUGGAUUACUCGAUGGAUCUGUGUCAUACCUAUUUAGCACAGUGCCAUUUAACAACCUACCAAGUGGAAGCGCAUCAAUCCCGCUUCGAAAGAUAUCCCCGGGAUACCGCCAAGUGCAGGCCCCCGCGGCCCCGAUCCAGAUAUGGGGAUCGGACUCGCUAUUAGACGGCGUGGGCAUUCCCGGGCUCACCGGUGGAAAUCGUCCAGGACAAUCAGAAUCUAACAAUGGAGAAAAUAACAAAGAGAACGAGGCGAAGCGAAAAGCUACUCUCCUCCAUGCUUCUCUCCAUCUCCCACCUCCCACCACUUUAUAUGCGCUCUUUCUACGCAGAAUUUCUACCAAUAUGCAGCUGUCACUAGCAGUCUGUUCAACUCAGGGUCCGCCGCAAUCCAAGUCCGCGCCACAGGCUUCAAUGCUCACGCAGUUAUCCCACGACACGGGCAAGUACAGCAACGAGUAUCUCUUCAGCACAGACAACGCCCUAUUCGGUUGGCGUGGACUCUGGAACUUCGGCCCAGAUCCUCGAUACACUCGCAAGGAUGUCCCGCCACCAUUGUCCCUCCUUUCCGCAGGCGCAGAGGCAUACUAUUCCCCCAUUUCAUCACUGAUCGGCAUGUCCACCGGCCUGCGAUUCACCACACUACCUGCAGCCACAGAAGUGCCGCCAUCAUCAACAUCUUCCAGCAUCCCAACGCCCAUAUCAACCUUCCCCUAUACACUAACACUAACAUUGGCUCCGAUUGUGGGCUCUUUAUCAACAACCUACUCCCUCCGCGCCUCACCCAACCUCGCCUUCAGCUCUCGCUUCGGCUUUAACGUCUACAGUUGGGAAAGUGAGAUGGUCGCUGGCUGCGAGCUGUGGCGUCAAAACAAGAAAUCCAGCUCGUCCAGCGACGACGAUCUCGAAUGGGCACGUCGCAAAAUGCGCAUGUAUGACUUCGGCGCUUCCCUGCCUGGCUCGCCUGUUUCUCCCCUCCUAGACGACCCGGCUCGUCCCGAGGGACUUGUGGGUUCCAAUGUUGUUCGCAGUGAGGCUGAGACGAGUGACUCUGUCAUUAAGUUGCGCAUCGAUCAGUCUUGGAAUGUGCGGCUUCUCUGGGAAGGCCGGGUGAAGGAGCUUCUGGUGAGCGCGGGCGUCGGGCUGGGUCCGGGCUCGUUCUCAUCAUCGCCUUCUGCCUCUUCGGCAUCGGCCAGCGGCUCUGCCCAGAGUGGGGGCGGGAGUCCUGGAAUGUCGUAUUGGCGUGGGGUUGGGGUCUCGGUAUUGUAUUCUUCAUAA